AACUAGAAGGAAAUGACUUGAGGCCUAGGCUUAUGUGCACAUUAGCAGCCCGCUGUGGGGAAUUCGUAAUGCCUCGCAAAUUGCAUGUUUCCGUUCACUUCUUAAACAAAAAAGCCCCUCUGCAUCUUGCCUAUUCCCAUCACUCGUUUCAUAUCCAACAUUCGUUCUUAUCCUGUCGUUCUUUACAAGCAAAAUGUUUUCCAAGGCUGCUCUCUUCAUGGCGCUGGUCGUCCCCGCGCUGGCCUCGCCAACACCGCAAGCAGUUACGCUUGGAACCUCUGCGACUCAGAAGCCUACUCAACUGUGCGGCAAGGCGAGCAACGUCGCCUUGACUGACACCCCAUGGAUCGUCUACAACAUGUUCUACAACCAGGCCCAGACCGUCGGCACCCAGUGCACCAACUACGACCACGUCUCGACCGGUUCAGAUGGAAACAAGAAGAUCACUUGGAGCAGUGUCACGAACAUUGAAUACGUCAAGGCAACUGACAACGUCCCCAAGGGUUACUCCUUCGUCGGCCUGACGCAGAACUUGGAGACCAAGCUCUCGGCCAUCAAGUCCAUCCCCACGACCUACGACUGGACCCGCACCAACACCACCGCCUACAAGGGCAACAUCGCAUUCGACUUCAUGACCUCCAACACCAAGGGCGACUCGACCUCGUCCGCCUCCCAGGAGCUGAUGCUAUGGCUCGAGUACACCGGCGGCCAGCUGCCGAUCGGCUGGUCUGCCGGCCCCAAGGCCACGAUUGCCAGCCUGUACGGAACCAGCUGGAAGCUGUACCAGGGCAAGAACGACGACACGGGUAUCACCGUCUCGAGCUUGUUGCCAGAUACGCAGCUCAAGAGCCCUUUCAGCGGCGAUCUUAAGCUGUGGUUGACUGCGUUGGUUAAGCUUGGCCUGUUCACUACUAGCACUUACGUCAAUGUUGGAAACGCGGGUACUGAGCCUUUCUACGGACAUGCGAUUAUGAACGCUACCCUUGGGCUGCAGAUCAACCUUUAGAGUGUGUGUUGUGGGUGAGGAGGUAUUUCAGUUCAGGAUUUUCGUGGGCUUCCACUUCGUAGCAUUGCAUUGCAGAGUAGCUUGAUAACAAAUCAUUUUGCAGUUUAGAGCCAACCAGUUUCCCCUGUUGAUCAGGUUGUUAGCAUUGCUCAUUAAUUCCGAUGUCCAGUCGUUGCGCAAGUAUUUGUUCCUUGGCUGGUCGACGCUCUACGACUAUUGUGGAGUCAGAUUUCAACUGCUUAAUCUUGGCCUGUUUCCUACUUGACUUAUCUUUGUCGUGAUUAAGUACGGAUUCUAC
Dothidotthia symphoricarpi CBS 119687 is the source of this 1304-nucleotide messenger RNA. RefSeq names its product glycoside hydrolase family 12 protein. Gene Ontology annotation, molecular function: cellulase activity. The transcript is spliced from 2 exons. Gene Ontology annotation, biological process: polysaccharide catabolic process. The record is from RefSeq and is a predicted model, not a curated record. The coding region runs from base 194 to 1006 and encodes 270 amino acids. Lineage: Eukaryota; Fungi; Ascomycota; Dothideomycetes; Pleosporales; Dothidotthiaceae.